Messenger RNA from Rotaria sp. Silwood2, 2107 nucleotides. The record is from the annotation of a GenBank genome assembly. NCBI's taxonomy places the organism in Eukaryota, Metazoa, Rotifera, Eurotatoria, Philodinida, Philodinidae.
AUGGCACAAGCAAAUGAUGAUACUCCUCAUUUACUUAUCAAAUUCAUGAAUCAAGGUGAUAAUCGAAGUCAAGAAGAGCAUGAACAGUCAUUAACAUAUCCAUUAGCUGUUCGAUUGGAUACAUAUUAUAGCAAAAAAGUAAAGCAAAAGACGAUCAAUACUGUCGUUCGUCGAAACAAUUUCAAAAUUGAUAGUAAUAUUUUCCAAAAGUUAAUGUUCAAAUUUUUACCAUUAAAAGAAUGUCCGAAAGAUCGAUAUUGAUCACAUAUAUACAUCACGGAUAAUCAAGGUCAUAAAUUUGAAAGUUAUUUGCCGGUCACAUUAGGCAAAUUCGGAAGAAUCAAUGGAAUAAUUUACCAAAGGACAGAACCUAUUAUAUACACCCGGUUAAUAAUCAUACAAAUCUUAUUCAUAAUUAUGAAAAUGGUGCUAGUAAUGAUGGAAAUGAUGCUAAUGAUGAUGAUAUCAUUGUGGAUUAAUGAUGAUGAAACAUGAAUAAAAAGAAAACAUCUUUUUUAUUUUUUAUGAAUAAAAAAAAGAUACUUUAAAAGAAAAUAGAUAUUUUUAUUAAUUUACUAUCAAAGUCCAAGAUAAAAAUUGAUUCAACUAGAUUAAAAUAAAUUAGAUAAAGUUCAAAUAAAUAUAUAAGAUGCGUUCCUUAAAAUCAGAGAGCAUUUAACUAUAAUCUUUGGUGCGGGUUUAGAUAAGUUCUUUUCUCGUAGUUUUGUUUUUUUUAACAUACUUAUUAACUGCUGUUGUUAAUGUUUUAAUUCAUCUAGUUUUUGUCCUAGUGCAUUAACCUAUAGAUUAAAUAAAAAUUUUAAAUGAAAAAAAAAUAUACAAACAGAUUCUGUAAGUUGAUAUAAUGUUUUCUCUUUUUCUGAUAUUAAUUAAACUUUUUUCUUUUGUUUUCAUUUCAAUAUCAUUCUAAGAUUAGAUGCUUUAUUUGAAUUUCGUGGAAAUUCAGUUGAAUUUCCGGGAAAUUCAUUGAAUUUUCGGGAAAUUCAUUGAAUUUUCGGACACCUCUUUUGUUUCUUGUUUAACAAGAUAUAGGAGGUGAAGGAUGUAUAAGGAGGUAUAGGAGGUAUAAAGAGGUAUAGGAGGUAUAGGAGGCAUAGGAAUUGAUUUUUUCGAGCAAGCAUUGGCAAGGGGCACCAGUAUAUUUUAUGAAUAGAUGUUUAAAUUUAAAUAUUAUUGAAUGAUCAUCUGUACCAAUUAAUCAAUAUCUCCUACACCUCCUAUACCUCCUAUGCCUCCUAUACCUUCUUAUACCUUCUUAUACCGCCUAUAUCUUGUUAAACAGGAAACAAAAAGCGUGUCCGGAAAUUCAAAUAAAGCAUCAUACGCAUUCUAAAUAAAAUAUUAUUUUAAUAAUAAUUUUUUUUCUUUUAAUCAAACUUACAUUAAUUGGUCCUAAUGAUUGUUUAUCAGUUUCAAUUUCAUCUUUAAGUAUUUGAAUAGAAUUUGUUAAUUUUCGUAAUUAUUUAUCAAGUUGUUCUUGUUUUGAAUAUCCGAACUUAAUUUUAAUUUUUCGUUUUUAAGUUCAGUUAAUGAUUCAUGUAAUUCUUUAUCAAGAAGAUCAAAUUGAUUCUGUACUUCAUCUUUAGCUUGUUUUUAGUUCAUCAAGAGAACGUGGCGUCCAUUUUUGUUCUGAACCUAGAAAUAUUUUUCAGUAUAUGUUCUAGGAAUAUUUUACAUUCUAUCCUGUAUUUAUUUAGCUGAUGACUAAUGUAGAUUAAAUAGACAAUGAUAUCACUUUACAUUUUGCAUUUUAGUUUUCAUACAAAAGGAAAAUUAGAUAAAAAAAAUAAGCUGGAGAUGAAAAGUUCAGGAACAAUGUAAUUUUGAAUCUUUUCCUGAACAGUAACAGACACGACAAAACGAAAAUAGAUUUGAUGUUUUGGUAUCAGAAGCGGUCCUUUGUAAAACAUUAAAACAAGAUUCUCUGAAUUUGAUGAAAAACAUUCUGAAAAUCACUUCAUCUGAUACAACAAAAUAAGGCAUCCACGAUCUAUUUUGAUCGAAUUGCAUUCGUUCUACUGAAGAGCGUGAACCGUAGUAAACUUAACAGCAGAAAGGGUGUGGAUGUGUGUGUGGAUGGUGUGGG